AUGGCAACGACAGAAAAGGCACUUCCACCGCCGCCUUCGACGACGCUGCGUGGACGCGUCGCUGCGUCGUACCAAAAGGCUCAAAACGUGUUUAACAAGCCAGGAGAUGGAAAGCCGAAUAAUAUGCGCAGGAUUAUUGUAUAUGCCGUCGUUGGUGUGCUCAUUGUUGUCGUGAUUAUCGUCGGUGCUGUUGUCGGUACGCAGAAGCGCGGCUCGUCUAGCGGAGGUGGCGGGUCGAACGGCGGGUCGAAUGGGGGAAACUCUGGACAGGGAUUUCCACUCGAUUCAAGACUUCAUAAUUCGUUUUGGGGUUUGGCGUACACGCCGUAUGGAGCUAUUGAUUGCACUGCGACGCAAGCGAAUGUUACCAAGGAUAUGCAAUUGUUGAGCCAGCUCACAACGCGUCUCCGGUUGUAUGCUUCCGAUUGUAAUGUUACAGCACUCGUCCUACAAGCGAUACAGGAUCUCAACGUAAACAUGAGCAUCUAUGCAGGAAUAUAUAUCCACCCCGACGUCGAAUCCUACAACUCGCAGGUCGCCCAGCUCGACUUUGCUCUGAAGUCGUACGGAGUAGACAGGGUAGAUGGCGUUACCGUUGGUAACGAGUAUCUUUUGAACGCUCCCUCUCGUGGCGACACCAUUGCCAACGCGACCACAUGGCUGAUAUCACGAAUCAACGACUUCAAGACGCACCUCCGCCAAGCAACAGCAUCCUCGCCAGACCAACAUCACAACUAUUCCUCCAUCCCAGUCGGAACCUCGGAUGCAGCGGGCACGUUUAUCGGCGAUUCAAGCCUCGUGAGCGCCGUCGACUACUUUCAAGUCAACAUCCAUCCUUGGUUCAGCCAAAACACGUACGAACAAGCGGCGUGGUUCAGUUGGAGCUAUAUGAAUAACAUCGUUCAGCCGUUGGUAAAUGCGACGUGGCCGAUGCCGGUCAACUCGACUGCCCAAAAUCCGAGGCUAUUCCAGGGAGAAUUUGGUUGGCCUACGGAUACGGACGACGCUGCGCUUGGGAUUAACCCCGCUGGUAGUCGAGCCGGAUUGACGGAGCUGCAACGAGUGCUCGAUGACUGGGUCUGCGCCUCGAAUCGGAACGGCACCAAAUAUUUCUUCUUCGAGGCGUUUGACGAAUCGUGGAAGAAGAUGUAUGGCGGCGUCGAACAACAUUGGGGAUUAUUUUACGAGAACAAGACUCUUAAGGCUAUCAACAUUCCGGAUUGUCCUCACGAUUAG
Serendipita indica DSM 11827 is the source of this 1236-nucleotide messenger RNA. The record is from the annotation of a GenBank genome assembly. NCBI's taxonomy places the organism in Eukaryota, Fungi, Basidiomycota, Agaricomycetes, Sebacinales, Serendipitaceae.